Rhineura floridana is the source of this 2514-nucleotide messenger RNA. RefSeq names its product vomeronasal type-2 receptor 26-like. Gene Ontology annotation, cellular component: membrane. The record is from RefSeq and is a predicted model, not a curated record. Gene Ontology annotation, molecular function: G protein-coupled receptor activity. Gene Ontology annotation, biological process: G protein-coupled receptor signaling pathway. Lineage: Eukaryota; Metazoa; Chordata; Lepidosauria; Squamata; Rhineuridae. The coding region runs from base 1 to 2514 and encodes 837 amino acids. The transcript has 6 exons.
AUGGACAACGUGUACUAUGAAGAUGGAGAUAUUAUCAUUGGUGGCAUCUUGUCUAAUUUCCUUGCAGAGAUUAGCAAAGAUGAUACUUUUGAACAGCACCCUUCUCCCUACUUGCCCAAUGCUUUACUAUAUCCAAAAUCAUUUCAGUACCUCCUGGCUUUCUUGUUUACAGUCCAAGAGAUCAAUAAGGAUCCCACACUCUUACCGAACCUCACACUUGGAAUGCAUCUCUCUCAAGAUUUUCUGACUGUACGGACAAUUUAUCUGAAAGCUAUAAACUUAAACUCUGGGAAGAAAAUUGUGAUUCCUAACUACAGCUGUGAGAGGAGAUGGCUUAUGUCAAUAAUUGGUGGGCUGAGAUCUGACUUAUCCAUCAGUAUAGCAAAUCUCCUUGGGAUAUAUAAGAUUCCUCAGAUCAGCUAUGGCUCCUUUGACUCUGCUUUGAGUGACAAGUCCCAGUUUCCUUUUUUCUACCGCACUGUCCCAAGUGAAUUGUCCCAGUUCAUUGGUGUGAGCCAUUUACUGGCACAUUUUGGCUGGAAGUGGGUUGGCUUAAUCGCUGCAGAUGAUGAAAGUGGCAGAAAUUUCCUCCAAAUUAUUUCCCAAGAAAUGAGCAAAGCCAAUUCCUGUAUUGAGUCCAUCACUCUUUUGCCGGUCUACAGUUAUCUUGAUCCAGAAUCUGUCAAUAGAUUAGCCACAUGGUUUUCCAAACUGUCAUCCAACAUAAUGGUUGUUCACGGAGAGACUGACAAGCUAUUCUUGAUCAAUGUGGUUGUGACAGAAAAACAGAUUUGUGGAAAGGUUUGGAUCACAACCACAGUGUGGGACUUCACCUCUCAUUAUGCCAGAAAACCCUGGAACUUAACAACAUUCAAUGGGGCUCUCUCCUUUGUAGUGCAUAAGCGUGAGAUUCCAGGCUUCCAGGACUUUCUUAGCAGAGUUAGUCCUGACCAAUAUCAAAAUGAUUUUUAUCUGGAUCACUUCUGGUCCCAGGUAUUCAAGUGCUCAUGGCCAUCAUACAUAUUGGAUACAUCCUGGCAUAGGUGUAAGGGGACUGAGAAGCUGAAGAAUGUCAGCACUGAUCUGUUUGCUAUGAACACGUCCAGCCUUAGCUACAGUAUGUUCAAUGCUGUUUAUGCUAUCGCUCACACUUUACAUGAAAUCUACUCUCUCCAAUCAGCAAAUAAUAGAAAUGCUAGAAUGCAGCAUUUUGAUAUUCAAGUAUGGCAGUUACAUUCCUUCUUGAAGACUAUCCGGUUUAAUAACAGUGCUGGUGAAGAGAUAUCAUUUGAUGAGAAUGGUGAUUUGCGUUCUGGAUAUGAUAUUUUAAACUGGGCUAUAUUGCCAAAUAAUACCCCAGUCACUACCUAUGUUGGAAGUAUUGAACCUCAUGUUGCAAUGGAUUACAACAUCAUUAUCAAUAAUAAAGCUAUAGUGUGGAAUAGCAGAUAUAACCAGACCCCAAGUUCUGUGUGCAGUGAAAGUUGCCAUCCUGGAUACAGAAGAAAGACUGUAGAUGGGAAAUUAUCCUGCUGCUUUGAUUGUGUCCGGUGCACAGGAGGACAGAUCUCUAGUCAGAAAGAUAUGGAUCGUUGUGACAAAUGUCCACAAGACCAAUAUCCAAAUGGCCAACACAAUAAAUGCAUGCCAAAGGUCAUUACAUUCCUUUCAUAUAAAGAGCCGUUGGGCUCCAUUUUGGCUUCCACAUCCUGUUUUCUUUCUCUCCUCACAAUUUUGAUUCUAGGAAUAUUUAUUAAACACUGGGACACACCAAUAGUGAAGGCCAACAACCGUGAUCUCACCUUCAUUCUCCUUGUCUCCCUCUUGUUCUGCUUCAUUUGCUCCUUGAUAUUCAUUGGGAAGCCCAGAAAGGUGACCUGCCUUCUCCAGCAAGUAUGUUUCGGCAUUGUAUUCUCAGUUGCAGUUUCUUCCCUCUUGGCAAAAACAAUCACUGUAAUUUUGGCCUUUCUGGCUAGAAAUCCAAGGAACUGUAUGAGGAAAUGGAUAGGGAAAAGACUAGCAAACUCUAUUGUUCUCUUAUGCUCCCUUAUUCAGGUUGGCAUCUGUAGUGUCUGGCUUGGAACAUCUCCCCCGUUCCCAGAUGUUGACAAGACAUCUAAGCAUGGCCUAAUCAUGCUUGUGUGCAAUGAAGGUUCUGAUUUCAUGUUCUUCAUUGUACUGGGCUACAUGGGCUUCUUGGCCAUAACCAGCUUCACUGUGGCUUUUUUGGCCAGGAAGUUGCCUGAUGGUUUUAAUGAAACAAAAUUUAUCACCUUUAGCAUGCUGAUAUUUUGCUGUGUUUGGUUGUCUUUUGUGCCAACUUAUUUGAGCAACAAGGGGAAGUUUAUGGUAGCAGUGGAAAUUUUUGCCAUCUUGACUUCUAGUUCUGCUUUAUUGGGUUUUAUUUUUUUCCCCAAAUGCUACAUUAUUGUACUCAGACCUGAGAGGAACAAAAAGGUGUACCUACUUUCAAAAUCGAAUUCUCGUCUCAAACGAUGUCAAUGUGAAUCUUGA